AGAAUACGUAGGACUUAUCAGGUUAGAAUACUGAAUUGAACUAAAUAAAAAGCAAAAAGUAAAGAAAGUGAAAAUUUUGUGUUACGUCUCCAUAUCAUAAAUAUUUAUAAAAAGAGAAAAAGAAAGUGUAUAUUUGUUAGACUAUACUUGAUUUAAUUUAACAAUGUUAUAUUUGUAAUAUAUAAUAUGAAUAAUUAUUUAAUCACUCAAUAGAGAAUACUUGUAUUUUUAUUAUUUCUUGUAUCCUGAUAAACGGAUAAAAUAUUCAUUAAGAAUGGCAGCUUUAAUGAAAAAACGAGUAUUAGCAGAAUUUACACAGAGUCAGGUCAUUAAUGAACCACCAACCAAACGAUUGAAGACUCUAAGACUAUCAUCGACGACUGGUACAAAGAGUUGUACUGAAAGUAGUUCGGCAUUAGCUUACAUAGAAUGCCUUGAAAAAUGCAAAAAUGGAAAUGAUGCUUUACAAUUUCUUGUUCGUAUCUCGGAUGCUAUAGCAUAUAUAGCACCAGAGGAUGUGCCUAUAGCUGUAAGAAAGCUGGCAGAAAGAUUCGCCGUUGAGAACGAAGCUACAAUUAGAGCCAAGAUAUUUUUGGUGUUCGCUGAAUUGGGAGAAGUGACACCCGACAUAAUAGAAAAGGCGAAAAUUGUGAACGAGACAGCUGAACUUCUAAGAAAUGAGGAAUCACACAGAGUAAAAAGUCAAGGAUUGGCAACAUUGCUAAAGUUGGGUGAUUAUCACAGAACUUUAGUAUUGGAAGUUGCACAGGAGCAUCUUCCAGACACAUGGCAUGGUGUUCAAACACGAUGUCUUUCUAUCAUUGGACGUUAUUUAACAGCAAAUACUGCUGAUGAUACUUUAACAUUAAUUGGUAAUUACGCCCGCUCUCAAGAUCCCAGGGUUCGUGCCCAAGCUUUUGAAACCAUGGCAGAACUGCAUUCGCACAGAGGUUGCAGACUGCCAGCGAGUUUCUUCAAAGAAGCUUGUGCGGCUCUACGUGACGAUUAUGAAAUUGUACGUCGGGUUGUUCUGAAACUCAUUUGGCUUUUGGGCAGAGAAUAUCCAGAGAAUAUCGUUAUUGGAUCGGAUGGGGAGGAUAUACGUAUGAUAGACUGUGCUUUUUCGCAAAUUUGCAGUCUUAUGGGUGAUUUGUCGCCUCGUGUAAGAACCUCGGCGAUGUCCCUUUUAGGAACAAUGAAAAGCGUAUCGCGUCGUUACAUAGAACAAGCGUUAGACAAAAAGCAAAAGAUAGUUGAAGCAGACAGACCGGAAGUUGAAGAAAAAAGUGGAUCUUGUGGGGCAUUUAUUCAUGGCUUAGAAGAUGAAUUCUUGGAGGUAAGAACGGCGGCCGUUGAGGCACUCUGCACGCUUUCGUUGGAACAACCGAGUAUAGCUAGAACUGCAUUAGAUUUCAUGGUCGACAUGUUCAACGAUGAGAUUCAGAACGUCAGGCUGAGGGCCAUCGAAUCUUUAAGAAAAAUGUCAGCAAGUGUAACCCUGCAGGAAGAUCAGCUGGAGACAAUCUUGGGUGCACUGGAAGAUUUCUCGGGAGAAGUGAGAGAGGGGUUGCACUCCAUGUUGGCUGCGAGUCAUCUCGCCACCACGAAUUGUCUCUAUAUGUGUGUGAACCGUUUGUUAGAUAACUUAACGCGCUACCCCCAGGACAGAGAAAGCAUUAGGAAUUGCUUGGCAGCGUUGGGCGCGUCGCAUCCAUACCUGACACUACCUUUAGUGCCGCAACUUCUCGGUCGACAUCCCUUCUUCGACACACCCGAGCCAGAUGUGGACGAACCGUCCUAUGCAAGCGUGCUCGUUUUGAUAUUCAACGCGGCGUUGCAUUGCCCAAGCAUGCACGCUCUGUUUACGGAGCACGCUUCCAAGCACUAUCAUUAUUUGCGCGAUACAAUGCCGCAUUUGGUCCCGCGAUUGCGGCCAGCGCUCACGAACGGCUGCGGGAUUAAAACAGAAGACAUGGAUAACGAAGAGAGCCGAGAUCAACGCGGUCGACAAUUUUUAGAGAAGAUGGUGAUUGGAAUCGAGAACGCCAGACCAGGGGGCAGAGUACACACGCAGCUUUUGGAGGCCGCAGCUAUCGAUCUCGAUUGCUUGGCGGAGAUGGAUCAUCACAUGGAAGGUGCAGCGCGCUUCACCGCCUUGUACAUUCGAUGCCUGCUGUUGUUGAAGUCUGUCCUCAAAGAAUUCUCCGUGUCGUCGACGACGUCGAUUUCAGCGAGUCCAGUACCGAACACUAGCAAUAAUGUGUCCAUUCUUCUUCAGCAUACACAAAAGCUGCAACGUUUAUUCAGCGGACUCGGCGAGAACGAGAUGAUUCUGGCUAACGAUAUGUGGUUGAAAGCAUUGGCUAUAGAGUUGGUCAGGAUAACAAAGGGCGCGACUCGUAGCGCGUUACCGUUGGCCCGCCAUUUCCUGUCGGAAGCUGACGCUUUACCUCAAGAUACAUCGAGAUUGCCGCCGUUCUCCAGGGCGCUGGUCCUACAGAUACCGACUCUGCCGGACGUAAAGCCAGGUUCCCUGAUGAGGCUCUUGCUCCCGUUGCUGCUGACGCCGAUGGUGCAGGGAGAGGAACGACUGCCCAGACCGUCGGCGACGACGCGCUUCUGUCGCGCACAAAUCGACGAGCCGAGAAGCGACGCCGACGCAGCAUUGAAAUUCACCGGCGGUCUUUUACUGGGCAUCCCCCUGAAUGCCAAAAUAUUGAAUCUACGCGAUCCCAGUACUCUGCGAAUAAAGCUCAGGCACCCGGAUCAGCAGGUGCAAUUACUGCUACCGCGACAGUCAGACCUACGUAUACAACAAGUCGAACAGAAGGAUUACAGAUUGCGAACGACAGUUCUUCUAUCCCAUCAAGUAUGGAUGGAGCCCUGCAACGUGGAAAUUUCUUUGGCACUACUGGCACCUUCGUCUUCGAUUUGUACGCAUCCUCCCUUAGAUGAUCCGUGCGUGAUUGAUCUGUGUAAACCUACCAAAGUGUCAAUUGCACCAAAAGCCAUCAAAAGAGGUAUAUGAUUGUAUUGUACAAUAAUUACCUUAUAUAGAGUCUAGAUGUAGAUUAUAGAUUAAGAUACAAUAUUUUCCAUAUGAUUUGUUGUUAAUAAAAUAUAUAAUUUAAGUGAAUUUACCGAUUUGUAUCGUCAAAAAGACUUUAUCAAAAUUUUAUUGUACGAGAGAAGUCGAUGGAGCGUUUAUCGGUGGAGCGUGGAAAAUCAACUAUUUGUACAUUUUUGAAUGAAAAUGUUUUAUUAUAAAA
This is a messenger RNA of Ooceraea biroi (clonal raider ant), 3269 nucleotides long. It is a transcript of the gene IntS4, whose product is annotated as integrator complex subunit 4. Gene Ontology annotation, cellular component: integrator complex. The record is from RefSeq and is a predicted model, not a curated record. Lineage: Eukaryota; Metazoa; Arthropoda; Insecta; Hymenoptera; Formicidae. Gene Ontology annotation, biological process: snRNA processing.